Molecule: messenger RNA, 819 nt
Organism: Aspergillus saccharolyticus JOP 1030-1
Lineage: Eukaryota; Fungi; Ascomycota; Eurotiomycetes; Eurotiales; Aspergillaceae
Exons: 4
Coding region: 172-618 (148 amino acids)
Source: RefSeq, a predicted model, not a curated record
UGAAGGUCUUGGUUCUGCCCCACCCGCCCCAAUAGUUGCUCGCUGUCCCUUGUAUUUUCUCCAUUAUGGGUCUUAGCUCCGGUCUCCUAGCUCCUCCCGUUUACUCAGGAUCUCAAUUUCUGGCCUGUCUAUGGUUCUUGCCGUCUCGCCUAUUCACUUUCCCCGGUCAAAAUGACCGUAACAUGCAUGGGCUUACACUCUUGGUGUCUCCAUAAUCCAGCAGCAGCUUGCAUCGUUUGUGUGCAAGAUUAUCAGCAAGCGAGGGGGAAAAGUAAAAUCGAAACAAAAGAAACACCAUCUAUCUCAGAUCAAAUGAUCAUCCCCGCGGGUGUCGUUUUGUUGCGUCCGCCGCAUCUCCUUGAAACGAGGCACCACCCACUCGAGGAACUGGCUCUCCGGAAACCCCUGGGCCUGCUAUUCCGUCCGUGUGAGGCGAGGUCGCCCAAAGACCUGCUUGCCGUCUAUGCGCGCGCUGGGCUGGUUUUCUUCUCUUCUUACUUCGUCCUGUUCACUCGUCCGCUCGUUUCUUUUGGGGCAAGGGCUAGAGGCUCUUUCGUUCCUUUUGGACGGUUCUUCAUUUCUUUGUGGGAGAUACUGGGCUUGGUGAGCAGCCGGUGACUCUUCUUAGACUUUGCAAGUCUUAUAUUAUGUUCUUCUGAUUUUGAGUCUCAAAUUGCCUCUUCCUUUCAUUGACUAAGACCUUGUUUCCUGUGAGGCAUUGAGUGCCCCUACGAUCAUUUCCAGCAUUCACCCUCUUUAAAACCCACUAAGGCUGUCGCCAUCAAGCAGUGAAUAAAGACAGCUUAUUCAACCCUCUCU